Pestalotiopsis fici W106-1 is the source of this 1041-nucleotide messenger RNA. RefSeq lists its product as uncharacterized. The record is from RefSeq and is a predicted model, not a curated record. NCBI's taxonomy places the organism in Eukaryota, Fungi, Ascomycota, Sordariomycetes, Amphisphaeriales, Sporocadaceae. The transcript has a single exon. The coding region runs from base 1 to 1041 and encodes 346 amino acids. Gene Ontology annotation, molecular function: oxidoreductase activity, acting on NAD(P)H.
AUGUCUACCAUGAGAGCUCUUGUCACCAUUGAAGACCACAAGGUCGCCGUCAGGAACGAUGUGCCAGUUCCCACUCCCCAAGAGGGGGAGAUUGUUGUCAAAGUCCAUUACGCCGCACAAAACCCCACAGACUGGAAGGCUGCUGCCAUGGCUCCUCCGGGCCGUGUCGUCGGCUCCGACUUUGCGGGAACUGUACACGAUGCCAAUGGCUCCUCUUGGCAACAAGGUCAGCGCGUCUCUGGUUUCGUCCAGGGCACGACCUACCGUGGCGCCUUCGCCGAGUAUGUCGUUGUCGAGGCUUCGCUCGUCUACCCUAUCCCGGAUUCGGUGAGCUACCAGGACGCUUCGGUAAUUCCACUUGCCUUUGCAACCGCCGCACAGGCUCUCUUUCAACGCCUUCAGCUCCCCGAGCCCAGCAAGCCUGCCAAGUCAGCCUUCCCUGUGCUCAUCAAUGGCGGUACUUCGUCCGUGGGCAAAUACGCCGUCCAGCUUGUGAAGCAGGCUGGUCUGUUUGUCAUUGCCACGGGCUCCAAGAAAAACCACGAUCUACUGAAAUCCCUGGGUGCUGAUGCUGUUGUGGACUACAAUGACGCCGACUGGGUAGACCAGGUUCGCACACUGAGUCACGACAACCUGCAACAUGCAUUUGAUGCCAUAUCUGAAAAGGAAACCACCGGACAGGUCAUCAAAACCAUCUCGCCGACCAAGGGUGGUCAUGUGGUUGUGAUCCUCUCCCGCAAGAACUCUGAGUACGGAGACGAGUACAGCAAGGUCAAGAUUGAGAGCACUAUUGUGUAUACAGUCUUUGAGCGCACACUGAAGUACGGAGCAUUCGACAACUGCGGCCAGCCUACGCCAGAGGACAAGGCUUUCUGGGAGAAAUACCUCAGCCAGCUACCGCAGUGGCUAGAGAAAGGUGUCGUCAAGCCGAACCGUGUGAAGGAACUCGGCGGCCUUGAGGCCAUCCAAGAAGGCUUUGAUCUGCAUCAGGCAGGCAAGGUCAGUGCCGAGAAGCUGGUGUACAAGAUCGCUGCCGAAUAG